AACAGGAGCACAGACUCUCACCUGCCAUCAUGUUCACGUGUCUGUGGCAAUUGUGGGAUUGGCUGGAUCCUCCGCCACUCUUCACCACCGCCACGAUGGAGAACAAGAAGUUGCAGCAACUACAGCAAGCCAAUGCGCACAUGGCUGCACAAUCGAUGCCCCAAACCAAGGCGCCAUCAUAUCACACGGCAGCAGGUGAUUAUCGACCACAGCACUCGCCAGUCUUCCAGAAUCACCCGCAAUAUCAGAGUCUGUCGUCGAACUUCGCGCAGAUCAACAUGACGACUCAUCAGCCGCCACAUCUUCACGUGAAGCCCAUUGGGUCUAACGCCCAGUACGGCGGAACGGGCUUCAGCCAGGCUCAGUCUCCGCCGCAGCAUCUCAACCACUAUCACGGCGAGCAGCUGUACCAGAACAACACCAGGGAGAGGGUGUAUGGGCAGACGCCACUGAGGCAACACUUUGCCCAGGCUCACCAGCACAUUAAUCCCUCGACGCAGCUUCAGCAGCAGUAUCAGCAGCUGCAGCAGGCAAAGCUGCAAGCUCAGUUGCAGACCCAGAGUGAUGCUCUGUUGCAGCAGCAGCGCACUUUUGCCAUGCGACAGCAGCUCAAUCCACCGAUAGCACACUACCAUAUGCAGAGUCAGACGUCUCUGAAUCAGAUCCCCGUGCAGGUGCAGCCACAAUCUCAGUCCAUGCAUCGAAGUGCCCCGCCAUCGAGUCUCAAUCUGACUAAUCAAUUCCAGCCAGCAGGAACUGGAAAGCUUCCACCGGACUCGCACUAUGGGACAACGCAAUCUCUUGGGAGUCAAUUAUCUCCUCAAUCAACUCUAAUGAAUGCUGCUUUGCUGCAAAACCACAAAGCCCAGAGUCAGGCAAUCUACCAGCAGAAUCAACUCAUACAGCAGCAAAUGAUUCAGAACAAGUUGCAAUUGCAGCAUCAGCUGAAGAGUCCGCAGGAUCAGAUUAUUAUACAGCAGAAUAAUCCGGGAUCGGUGAUGAAUCAGGCUUGUCAAACUCAGAUCUCAGGCCAAGUGCCGAAGGGGAAGCAACUACAGAAUGCCGAUAAGACACCAUCACCUUCCCACGCGCCACUGGAUAGGAAGAAGAGUGGUGGCACACCAAUCGCCCUGAAAUCCCCCAUAACCAAGCGUCACGCCUCGUCUCCCGUGACAUUAUCAGGCUGGCUAUACAAGCAAGGCUCAGAUGGACUGAAAGUGUGGCGAAAGCGAUGGUUCGUCCUAUCUGAGUAUUGCUUAUUUUACUACAAAGGCCCCGAAGAGGAGAAACUGCUGGGCUCAAUUCUUUUGCCGUCUUAUCGCGUGGCCGCAUGUUCGCCUGAGGAUAAGAUAUACAGAAAGUUCGCCUUUAAGUGCGAACACGUCAACAUGCGCACAUAUUGGCUGUCUGCCGAGACAGCAGAAUCAAUGGGUCAGUGGAUUAGGGCUCUGAUUGCCGCCACAAUGAUGCAGUGCAGCAGUGAGUCGGAUCAGACGCCUCAGCCCAGCGUGUCAUCGUCACAGAAUCCGAGUGGCGAGAACAGUGACUCGGGCAUUCACACGUAUCAGAGCCAGCAGAGCAAGAUGAGUCUCCCUGUUGGCCAUGGACCUCUGACGCCGGCGUCCGAUGGCAUGGGCGGCGGAAGCAGUGCUGGAGGAAGUGCAACCGGCGGAGGACCUCAGCCUCUCUACGCCAACGCCCCGCCCAAGCCAAAAAGAGCAAACGACGGAGGAUACUCAUCGCCAAGUCCUGAACAUUCAGUGGAAAGAUAUGAUGGAAAUUUCGAAGCGCAUCAUUUGGAUGCGAAUCAGAGGCGAAUGGAUGUGAAGUCUCCGCUGAGCCAUCAAUCGCCCGAUUCGCUGUAUGAAGUGCGUCGGCAAAUGACCAAGUCACCGGAUCCAGCCCUGGCAUCGCGGAUGCAACAAGUGCGGCUGGAGGGCAGUAAAUCACCGAAUCCCGGACAGCAAGUGAGAUCGCCGUAUCCGGCUGAGAGUGGCUAUGGUCAGGAGUUGAGUCAGAGUCUGCUGAUGCGACAGCCCAUGGAGGAAGUGUACGGCGGUCGGGAGAACAUCAUCAGAGCGCCACACAGAUUUGACGACUUCACAGGCAGACAGAUUUACGGCGAGACCGCGGAUCGGGAGAUGCAACUGAGGAUGGCGCAGCAGAAGUACCAUCAAGCGCAAGUGGCGGGUCAGCAGGCGCUGUAUCCCAACAAUGAGCGUCGCACGCCCGACACAUACGGACGCUCGAGAUCCGGCCAGGGUGAGCGCCGGAAUUUCUCCGACUACGAAGAUAUCUACAAUCUGCAGCAGCAAGCGCUGGGCGAUUUGGGCUCCUACAGGCGUCCCAUGAGUCCCAUCGGUUACCAGAAUGCCAGCAAGAGUGUGUCCGGUCGAUAUACACCGAAUUAUCUCGAGCCCAACACGGCCGCCCAGCAUGUGCAGAUGCGCGCCCGUCCCGUUCAGUCCACUCUCAUGCCCAGACCUCAUUCUGCGGACUUUCUGGAGUACGAGGCGAGGAAUGCCGAAGCUGCCCAGAUGCAAGCUGAACCGGCACGAGCGCCACGGCCAAAGUCCAGCUUGGACAUCAAUCGUGGUCCGGAUUAUUACUACUCGGAGGCGAGCUAUGCUGAGAAGCUGCGACAGAGCGCUCUGUAUCAGGCCAAGCCUGCCACGAUGCCGCUGAGAUACACCGGCAAUCCCUUCGCCGCUGACAUGGCGGUCAGCACGAUGCCCAGAGAGGCGGAGUACGGUCAGUUUGGACAGCGAGCGUACAGGCAGCAGCUGCAGAAGGGCUUCCUGAGUCCGCAGCAGGAUCAGUUCCUGCGGUCGGCCAGUGCGAGACUGCCCAGGAAGGAGGAGGAGGCCAAUGGCAGGGACAGUGAGCGCCGGCGGGAGGAGUCGAUGAAGAGGCUGCUGGAGUGGAAGCAGCGAAUGCUCCAGUCGCCACUCACGCGCAAAGGUGCCACUCUGUCUGCCACCUCGACCAUGACUCAACCCAAGUCUCCGGUCCCAAUGAACGCCGGGCUCCAGAGGAGCCGAUCAGAGACCCACGCCAAUGCCGGCUACAACAGCUACUCAUCAGACGACGAAGAUGGGGCUCACUUUUCGCCGGCAGGAAGGUCGUCAUCCCCUCGAACCUUGUCCUCUUCUUCUGCACUCGUGUCGCAAAAUGUCCAAAAUCCCCCGGUUGCGGUAUCACAGGCAAAUAGUUGCAAUAGCAGUAGAGUAUUGCCACACAGUGACGACACAUGUCCGUCGCCAGUCACAUAUACGCCCGUCUAUGCCCAGAAAUCCGUCACAGACACACUUUUUAGCACCCGAACUGACCCACCAUCCUUCGGUGGGUCCCUGCUGAGGCGCCAGCAGGGCGACAGUGAGACGUGCGUAGAUGGUGAUGAGAAGGAGGAGGAUCAGAGAACGUCUGAAUGCUCAGAUGAGAAGCAAACUCCGCUCACUGACGAAGUAGCUGCGCAAAUUGACGAUAGCAGCGGUCCCAGUGACACAGACAAGGCCUUUGAGUACACUGAUGAUGAUCUGGACGAGGCUCUCUUGGCCGAAGUUGAUCCUGGAGAAGCUAGAGGUGAACUGGAAGAGCCCAAGACACCCACAAAUCCCAUUCCUGAUGCCGAAGACUUCGGAGAGGGUCACUAUCUGCCCAUGACUCCGAAGAAGUCACUUCUCAGCUCGAGUGCUUCAGAGAGUAGUAUUGUGAAGACUCUCACUUCAGUCUCAGGGGACAAUUCGGACGAGAACACUUAUGUUGAGAUGACAAAGGGCAAGAUAGAUUCGAUCCUGGCAGACGACGUGAAGUCAAACUACGAGUUGAUGUGUCUCACAAGUAAUUCUAAGCUAGAAUCUGAACCGGUUUACAUGGAAUUGUGUCAACCUAAGUCUGGGUCUAGAGAUGCGGAAGACACCAAACCCGACAUUAGUGUGAAAAAGAGUUCUUUGAAGAAGUAUCAGAGCGAUGGUAGAAAGUUCUCCAACAGAAUGGACCUUCCGGACAUACUGAAGGCCUCGCAAAAUGUCCUCAAGAGCGACAGUUCUGAUGCCGAUGACGAAGCAUCUAAGGACUUUGAUGGAUUGGAAAUGAAGUCCAGAACCAGAUUCAGCUUAUCAGACACAUUUAGACCAGCAUCUUACUAUCUUGGAGCAAGCACUCCUCUGGCUGAGUGUGCAGAUAGCUCAGACAGUGAGAUUGCAAGUCCUCCUCCAAUCCCAACGUCACCGCCGCCCAUGGAGGAACUCAAUACCGAGGAGAUCUUCUCGUCUGAGAACUACGACACGGUCAAGCGCAAGGAGAAACAGACGCUGAAUGACUCUUUCGAUCAGAUUCCGAAGCUCAGUAGUUCGGACUUUCACUUGAACAAGACUGAGGGUCACAAGACGAGUCGUCUUAGCUUGCCGGAUCAAUUUGGUGGUAAGAAGCAGAAAAUUGACAUUGCAAUUCCGGACUACAUUUCGCUGAGCACGUACAAAGUGGAGGGGAAAAUGUAUGCUGGCUCCAUCAACAGUUGCAACACCGAUGAUGGAUCUAACACAUCUUCCGAUUAUGAUCUCUACAACAAGUUGAAGCUCGAGUCGCCGUCGUUCAGCAGUGAUGUUUUGUACAAUUCAGACACUUCGCUGCCGUCAAAGUAUCGCCAAGGAGCGCGACAGAGGAACAGCGAGAGUGAGACUGAGUCUGUGGAAUUGCGACAUUCGGGAGGUGGAAUGGUGGAUUUGGAGAUGGAGAGAAGAUUGAAGCGACGUCCCUUGUCAGAGGAUUCCUUCAGUGAGAUCGAAUCGAUAGAGAAUGACUUCAGAGAGGCUAUCAACACUGAUUUGGAUCAGUACCUGAACAAAUUGACUACCAACAAUCCCUACAUGUACAACAGUGCUGAACAAACCAACUGGCUUCAUGAGAGUCUCAGCAAGAUUGGUGACAUUCACUACAUUAAGCCGCCAGAGGUGUUUUGCUCUGAAAAUGAUACAUUUUACGAGAAUCUCAACGCCAUGAGAAAGGAUAGUUUGGAGAAGUUGAGUGACUCUUUCCAGAUUGGUCAGCUAGUGUCGCCAUCUUCGCUUCCCGUGCCUCUGAGACCCGACAGCGCCUUGUCCAACACCAAUGGAACCUACUAUGACUCCUUGGAGGAUAAACCUCAGGGUGAAGAGCUUCCAGUUGUGACAACUGAUUCUAAUGUUUCGCCUCUCAAAGAGAAGAACUUGAGCAUUCACAAUGCGAAGUGUGCUUCGGAGGAUCUUAAGUCUGAAUUUAGUCUUGAAUUGAGCAACAGUGUGACUCUGUCGUCGGCGGAUGUUGAUCAACAGAGCACUUGCACGGCUUUUGAUCUCACGAGAAGAUCUCCAGUUCACAGUCGCGGGAAUAGCAAUGUUUCCGAUGGAUCAGCGCCGUACUACUAUUCAGAUCUGGUGUCCAGAUCGAAUCAAGAUGUGUCACUAGGACAGAAACUCAAUAAUCAACGUGAUGUUGGCGUGAUGAGAAAGACAGGAAUUUCCCACAUACACAAUCCCAUUCAUCAGCGAACUCCGUCCGGAGGGAUGAUGAGGGAGAAACACCAGCACGGUCUGGUGGGUCAGGAUGGGAGAUCGAUCUCAGCGGAGAUCCUCAAUGUGGCGACAAAGGAGCAACUGAUUGACAGGCGCAAUCUGUUUGGGGUGGAGCAGCAUGAGAGCAGCAAGAUUGAGAAGAAUGUGUGCAAGGAGGGCUCCUUCCCCACCAAACUCAAUUCCAAUGAAUUCCAUAGUCGGGUCAAUAGUGGUGAGCACGAUGCUUCACGGGUGCACAAAGCUAACAACAAUAACCCACACAAUGACUCAUCAUGCAAUUCUAACCCAAUUGAUGGUACAUUUUGUAACAUGACUCCUUUGCAAUCGCCAGAUGUGUCGGCGGGUGAUCAGCUGUGGGAGGAGGACACCCUCUGGCGUGAGAGUCUGAGGCGCGUGUCGCACCGUCAUGCGCGAUCACUUGAUGAUCUGGAUAGGAUUUGUCAUGCAAAGAGACUUGUUGAGAGCAAGUCCAGAGCUCAGCUCACGCGCGAUGUGACUUAUGUGAAUGAUAAUGCGUCGAGUACGCAAAGUCGAUCGAGUUUGCGGAAGAAAGUGUAUCGCAAGAAGGCGUCCGAUCGCAAGGGUGCUCCGAAGCAGGCACCAGUCGUGCCGCCGGCUGAGAGUGACGAGAACGAUGUGUACGUGCAAUUGGCGGUGGAUGAGCAGACGGGCGAUAUGUAUGAGACGCUGCGUGACGACAGAACCACCUUCUCGCCGCGCACCAGCGACGUGGAUCGGGAGAAGAUCAGGCAGUGGGACGCAAUGUCAAGUGGCACGGCCGGGGGUGUUUUGGGCAGUCUGAGCGACACGAAGGGCACACGAGGGCAACUGAGUAGUGGAUCCGAUGCGACUGACGUUCAAGGUAGCACAUCGUCAGGUUGUAGUCGCACUUUUACGUCCAAUACAGCCAUCGGCACCAACACCAAAACGUACCAUCACCACCGAGAAAUCAUUGCUCGAUUAUUCUUCUUGAACAGUCAAUCGUGUUCAUCGCUCUCAGUGCAGAAUGUGAAGAAUGUGCAAUCGUCGGGGCUGAGUGUUAAGCCAGAUGACACACUCGACAUGCAACGCGGCAGCCACAUGAGCAAUAAUCAUGAGGAGAGAUUCCCGGGCGGCAUGGUACGUGGCGGCUACCAGCAAGGGUGGCCCAUGAAGAAGAGCACGAGUCAGAGGGAGAUUGACCAGAUGGAGCGUGAGAAUGCCAUAAGGAGUUUGGAUAUGUCGGCGGGUGAUUUACUGAGUCGCACCCAUGAAGAAUUGGUGCUCCUGCUCAUUCAGCUGCGAAGACAGAACAGCGCCACCGCCAGAGCCAUUGAGCAGUGCUGCACGGAUAUCCAUGAAGUUCAGAAUCGCAUUAGAACAUCGGAUGGACAGACGAAGAUGGACAACAUCGCACGAUUGGAUUCGCUGAAGCAGCAACUGAUUGAUCUGGAGAAGCAGUAUGAGAAGAGCAAACCACUGGUGAAUCUGGUUGAUAACAUGGUGAAACUGGGUUCUCUCUAUCGUGGCGCUCCUGUUAAUCGUCAUCCUGGGAAUGAGUCUGUCACCCUGGACAGGCUGGAGUUCAAUCAACGUGUCCAGGAAAGACGACUACUGCAGGAGGAACGAAGACACUGGGAUAGACUGAGUCCAAAUCAUUCAGAACUGCAGACGAAAGUCCAGCAACUUUACCAGCUUGAUCAGCUCCUCCAGGAGGAGUCAGGCACGCUGCAGAGUCUGCAGAGAGACAAGGAGGAUCUAGAGCGUGCUCUGGGCGGACUGAGAGCGAGACUGCAGAAUGGUGUAGGUCCUCCGAUCGCCAUUGAAGCAGCCAGGAAGCAACAGCACGCUCUGGAGCGCGAACUGUCGCGCGUUCAUCAGCUUUUAGCUGAAAAUUCCAAGAAGCUUGAACAGACUGUGGCUGGAAAUGCUCGAUUGGAGCAGGAAUUGCUGGUGCUGAGGCAGAAAUUGCAAGCUUCUCGAGAUUCGCGUGGGUCUCAGACGGCUCUUAGUGCUGGAAGUGGCAGCAAUGGUGGAGCUCCGGACAGUAUUUCAUAUACUGGAGGAGCAACGGCAGUUCUAGAGUCUGAUAUUCUAGAGCUGAGGCGCGUGCAGCAGCUGGUUGGGGACAUGCAGAGACAGCGACAGGAGUUGAGUCAGGCGGUGAGACAGCUGACGGAGAAUUCCAAUUCGCUCUAUCAGCAAAUUCGUCCGGGUGAUCAUCCGGGUGGCUCAAAGAAACGCCCACAGAACAGUUCGUGGAUGGAAACUGAUCUGGACUCAAUGAUCAGCUCAGAUCACUCAACAAUCCAGAUGCCACCAAUUGAGCAUGUCUCGACGAAUCCAUUCCUCAACCACAAUUUGUACAUUGACACAAAUUCGACUGGACAGAAGCAGGGUGAGAGUGAGUUGAAGGGAUCCAAGAUCUUCCAGAAUCACGAAUCAUCGGAUGGCAUUGAGUCCAGUGGCAUGGAGAGUGAUGAUGUGCUGGAGGGAAAUCAUAUGAAUGGAUUUUCCAUGCAAGACAAGCAAGAGAUCAAAACGGUGCGCAUUGUGAAGAGGGAAAGUGAGAGGCGACAGCGUGAUCGUGAACGCACAAAUUCAUCUAGUCAGAAUCUCGAUCAGGUGCUGGAGGAGGAGACUCACCUUCCGGAGGACUUUCUCAACUUUGCCCGGAGCAAAUCACUGCCCAGAGGAUAUCCAGACGCGGCAUAUGAUCCGUUUAAGGACCCUUUCAAGGGUGGCGAGAGUCUCAAGUCGCCACGUGUGACCAGCAAAGGCAACACAAUUUACACCGCUGGACCGACAAUUCCCGGAAACACCAGCAAAUACUCAGAUUUUUACAAUCACGCACCGAUCUCAAAUCACUAUCCUGUGUCCAUGACGGAGAGAAUUGACGAUCCCAUGAAGAACUACAAGGCCACGUAUGGAAGUACAGGAGAAUUGUCUGGACUGAAGAACAAAACUGAGUCCAUUCAGAGCCUGACCAAGUCCAUCGGUGAGCUGAGUCCGGUGUUCCAGAGCGAAGCGGCCAGGCAGAUCAUCUAUGAGAUGUCCGGCAGUGCUUCGGAGGAGAAUGGCGAGAAAGUUCCGCUGGCCAGCAAGCACAGGAGAGCCGUGCCGAAGGAGAAGAGAAGACACAACACAGCGCCCAGCAAUGUUAUCGUCAAGACAAUGCAACAAAUCCAGUCGGAGAACGACAUGAAUCGCAAUAACACUAAUUGGCGAGCUCGCGAUGAUCUUGACAUGGAAGUCGCUCUGCGACCACGAAGCAAUGCGCCUGAUGUUGUGCGUUCGGCUCUUGGACCGCGCGAGAAGAUCUCAGAGAACACCAUUGAUAAGCUGUUGGCGGCGCCAAGUAAAAUUCUCAUCCCUGAGCGCUACAUUCCCGAACAGCCACCAGAAUUGUCGCCUGAGGAGAAGAAGAGGCGCCAAGAGAAGGUGGAAGCCAUCAAGAAGAUGCUUUCAGAAGCUCCCAUCAAUCCAUCAAAUGACAACGUGUCCGCUCCUCCGAGUCAGAUAAGUGCUGAGAAGAAGCAACGCGAGCAUUUGCUGCAAUUGAACCAGAUUCUGGCACAGCAAGUGAUGCAGAUGAGCAAAAUCGUUGCGGAGAAAGCCAUGGCCACGUUACCAUCGAAAGUAGCUGAAUUCACGAAGGAUAUUCCUGAGGAUGACCAACCAUCUCCACCAGAGCCACUGCCAUUGUAUCAACAACGGGACAAUUAUUUCACUUAAUUGAUAUAAUAAGAGGAAAACCAACAACAUUUCUACGAGACUUUUAUUGUUAUUUACUUAGAAGACGACAUACAAAACGAAUUUACAAGAAAGGAAAUAUUUAGUCGAACACUUUUUACCUUAUAACUUUGACAGAAAGACACAAAUUUCCAAAACAUGAAAUGCAAGAAAAAAAAACUCUUAAAAAUAACAGCCAGGAACAAGGAAUAUUUAUAUAGGAUUAAGAGAAUGACAAUUGUGACAAUUUAUUAAACUAUCCAAAUCUCGUGCAAAUUUACUAUGGUUGAAAGCCUUUAUCAGUUUUUUGCUUCGUAUACUUAAAUAUUUGAUAAAUAAUCUCCAUUGAAACAUGAUUUUUACCAUUUGAUAUUCCUUCAGAAAUCUCUCUGAACUUUUAUUAAAUAUUUGAUUUUGAGUGAGAAAAUAAAUAUGAUUCUCCGUCCAAUUGUAGUAAUUGAAAUUAUAAGUUUUCUCCACGAAAAAAAAACCUUUCUAAAAAAAACAAUUACCAGUUUUUUCCUUAUUGAACAGAGCUUUUGCUUUGAUAGCAGCUUAGAAGAGAGUGUAUUUAGAGAUAUCCUCUCUUGUGCAAUUGAAUGGUGCUUAAUCUGUCUAGAAGUGGAGGAUUAAGCACUCGAAAAGGAUUUUACGAGGAUAAUCGGAAUAUUUAGAGAUGAAAGUAUGGCAAGAAAAAAGAAAUUCCCCUCUUUCCCAGCAUAUCAACUUAUACAUAAUCUUAUCGUAUAGUGAAAAGAAUAUACAGCUUUACAAAAUUACGAUACAACUUAAGUGAGAGUGAGAAGAAGGAGAAAAAAUGUUAUUGGACAAAAAUAUUUAUCAAUCUCGAUAAGGCUAUUGAAGGUAGAAAUAUAAAAUCCAAGAGCUCAAUGUUGAAAAAUACGGCAGAAUUGAUUGAACAUUUGUGUACACAUCAGACUGAAUAAUUCUCCACACAUCUUUAAAACUUCUUAAUCACAAAUCCUGUAUUGAAUGAUUCUGUCACGCGAGCUUUCGAAGAAGAGCGUUUGGAGUUCUUUUUGGCUUGGAUUAGGCAAUUGAUGGCAUUGUAGACAUAUUAUUUCGGUGCUACUGUUACAAAGACAUCAAUUCGAAGAGAAAAGUGUGAAGAAAAUGUAGUUUUUUUCCUCCUCAUUUUUUGAAUAU
Phlebotomus argentipes is the source of this 10430-nucleotide messenger RNA. RefSeq lists its product as uncharacterized. The record is from RefSeq and is a predicted model, not a curated record. Lineage: Eukaryota; Metazoa; Arthropoda; Insecta; Diptera; Psychodidae. Bases 30 to 9266 code for a protein of 3078 amino acids. The transcript has 16 exons.